UGUUCAGUGUCUGUUACCUCCGCUUCACUCUCGCUUGCCCGCCGCCAACCGCCAACCUCUAGUACACGCAGAUGGGCCACUCCGUAACGGACGGCACGUGCAUUGGAACACUGUCGCGACGCGCUUGAGGCACUCGUACCGUUCCACAGCUCGAACACGACGGGAUCAAGCGCAAAACGAGUCCAGACGGAGAAGUCACAAGAAUGAGGAGCAAGAGCGAUGGGCGAGGGCUAAGCAGAGAGACGAAAACCAAAUUCACGCUUGCCUCAUCUCCUGCUCACCCGCGCAUCCGUGGGUUGCGGCCGCAGGGUCAGCAUGUCAGGACGACUGGACAGAGACGAGCCCGACGAAGACGGCCCUACCGGUUCGCUCGGUUCCAGCACCUCGCGCGGCGUAUCCUCUCCACCAACUGCCUUAACCGCUCGCUCGUCACCUACCUCGUUUGGCGUGCACUCUCUGCGGCGAACCGCGGCAAGCCGCUCCUCCCCCGCCUUUGCCGCACGGUCUCUGACUCGGUGUUCUACGUGGAAUUCCUGCUCCUCAUCCCACGGACGCCGCGCCACAUCGACUUGCAGCACUGGGACGAGGUGUACGGCCCGAAGUACGAGAUAUCGACGAAGACGGAGUGUGAGUGCAUGCGAAAUCUGACGGCGCGCGACCAGCCGACGACACAAGCCCGUUGGUGCAAACCCAUACCGCGCACGGACCCACUGGCAUCGAAGAAUUGGCCGCCUAACAGAUACGGAUCACGAACCGACGCGCACGGGUACGACGCGGGCCAGUUCGCCGUACAUAAUGCUCGGUACAGC
This is a messenger RNA of Fomitopsis serialis, 809 nucleotides long. RefSeq lists its product as uncharacterized. Lineage: Eukaryota; Fungi; Basidiomycota; Agaricomycetes; Polyporales; Fomitopsidaceae. The transcript has 3 exons. The record is from RefSeq and is a predicted model, not a curated record. The annotation marks the transcript as partial.